AUGAAAAUCUUCAAGCAAUACCUUGAUAAUGCAUCCAUUGAAACACCAAAGGUCGGGAAACUGAAAAACCACACCACCACCCCAAUGCCCCCCAUCACCACCAUCGCCGUCGCCGGCGCCUCCGGCGCCCUAGGUACACCCCUCGUCCACGCCCUCCUCGCCGCCAACUUCCAAGUCACAGCCCUCACCCGCCUGGACUCCCAAAGCACACACCCCCCAGGCGUCAAAGUCGCCCGCGUCGACUACACCUCGCACUCCAGCCUCUCAGCCGCACUCACCGGCCACGACGCCCUAGUCGUCACGCUCACGCCCAGCGCCUCCGGCGACCAGGACCCCAUCAUGCGCGCCGCAAUCGCCGCAGGCGUAUACCGGAUCAUCCCCUCGGAGUUCGGCGGCGACAUGCUACACCCGCGCGUGCGCACGCUGCCGGUUUUCAAGGGGAAGCGCGACACGCAGACUCUAGUGCGGCGGCUGUGCGCGGAGAGUCGGGGGACGACGACGUUCACGCUUGUGUUUAACAAUUUGUUCCUGGACUGGGGGAUUGAGCUAGGACUCGCGAUAGAUUUGGCGGGGAAGAAGAUGGAGUUCGUGGAUGGGGGGGAGAGGUACUUCACCGCUGCGCCGCUGGAGUUUAUCGCGCGGGGCGUGGUGGCGAUCCUGCAGCGGCCGGAGGAGACUGCGGAUCGAGCGAUUCGGUUGUCCGGGGUGCGGAUGACGCAGAAGCAGCUGCUGCGGAUUGCGAAGAAGGUUGUAGGCGAGGAGGGGUGGACGGUGACGCAUAUCGAGAGCGAGGAGCUCAAGCGGAGGGGCUAUGAAGGGUACAGGCGGAGUACUUCGUUCGGCGGGUCGUGGGUGUUUGAUCUGGUCAAGUUUACGCUGCAUGCUGAUGGGUACGCGGGAGAUUUUGCGGGGAAGGAGGAUAAUGAGUUGCUGGGGCUGGAGGAGUUGGACGAGGAGGAGGUGGAGGAGAUGAUGAGGAGAGGGGUAUCCUUUAACACCAGCUACUAUGGCCUGUGA
This is a messenger RNA of Saxophila tyrrhenica, 1017 nucleotides long. RefSeq lists its product as uncharacterized. NCBI's taxonomy places the organism in Eukaryota, Fungi, Ascomycota, Dothideomycetes, Mycosphaerellales, Extremaceae. Gene Ontology annotation, molecular function: oxidoreductase activity. The record is from RefSeq and is a predicted model, not a curated record. The coding region runs from base 1 to 1017 and encodes 338 amino acids. The transcript has 2 exons.